Bolinopsis microptera is the source of this 1532-nucleotide messenger RNA. RefSeq lists its product as uncharacterized. Bases 60 to 1061 code for a protein of 333 amino acids. The transcript has a single exon. Lineage: Eukaryota; Metazoa; Ctenophora; Tentaculata; Lobata; Bolinopsidae. The record is from RefSeq and is a predicted model, not a curated record.
AACUGAUUAUUGUAAAAAUCUAUAUCUUGUUAAUUUAACCAUAUUUUCAGGAUGUUUUGAUGGCGCUGAGUCAAUGGUCACCGUACGAAGUACCUCAGAGCCUUUGGGCUGUGAUAGAAUUGUAUGCCCCCACAGUUGAAUUGUCAGAAAUCAAGCACAUUAUUGGAGAUGACCUGAUUGAGCAAUCUAAUGAGCUGUUCGAAGAAAUUUAUUUGUUGCUAGACAUUUGGCAGUCAGAGGCACAAGAACCUGCUCCAAUUAAGAAAAAAGACAGUUUACCUGAAUCUCCCUUCUUGAGAGAGCAAUUUGUAUCUCGAAUACAGCAAUUUGUUGGUAAUCUAGAUGCUACGAAAAAUCAUCUUUUGCAGAGUUUCCUAAAUGAGAGAAAGGAAGUUUAUGAGUAUGCAACUCAGAAGGCCAAGAGACCCAGCACCUCAGACUCCAGUAAUGGGCGGUUAACUCCCUGCAGGUCUGUAACAGGGAAGAAGUCAUCAACUUCUACUGACCUCUCUCUGUACAGAGACAGUAUGUCUGCUUUUGAAAUCGACAAGAUCGUGACUGAUAUUCAGGCAGCAUUUCGUGACGAGCACAGUGUGUUGAAAGAAGAUAUUGAGUUUCUUCACAGUGCAAUUCAAGAUAUUCACAGUGAAAGAAUAGAUCAAAAUCCUCAGGAGCCAACAUUAAACGAUCUGAAGCUGUUUGCUGAUGAUUUGGAGAAGAAAGUGAUUGACUUAUCGCAGCCAGUAUUUGCUAGUCUGGCUGCGAAAAAACCACAAUCUCCACAACUAAAAGCAUUGCCAAAGAUACCUCGAAGAGGAGGCGCCGAAGAUGAGUUGAAAAAGUUACCUUCUUUGCCAAGUGGCACAAGACAACUUUCCUGGAGACAAAGAACGCUGAAGAAGGUUAACAUAACAACAAAUCAAGAAACGUUCAUGAACGAUUUGGAGCUCAGAGGUGGAUCCCCAUCUGGUUCUAAAGAAAGACUUCUCCGACCUACGCCCCCUCCUAAACCACCUCGUCCAGCAUUCCUUCAAAGUGGCGGGCGCACUAAACAGAACUAAACUAUUUUGCAAAAUGUGCUAAUUUGAUAAAAAUUAAGGCUUAACUACUUAAGUACUUAAAUGAUAUGGACAGAAUUACGUUGGUUGAGUGACAGUUGCAGGCAAAGCAUUCUUCAGAACACCACAAAGAAGACAAUGCAGAUGAAAGUUUUUGUAAUUUAUUGAGUUUGAGUUUAAUAACGUGGAAGUCAUUUUAAUGCGAAGAUUUUCAUCUUUAGUAAUUUUUGCUAAAUUGUACAUAAUACGAUAUUUGUAUAAAAAUUCACAUAGAGUAAGCGAUAAAUUAUUUAGACGAUGCAGAUGGUUUAAUUUAUAAUAAUAUAUGCAGAUCAAUAAUUAGAAAUGUGAAUAUCCAAACAGCUCAUAACUUUGCCACGAUUGCUUCCUUUAUCUAGAACAAUUUAGAUUGGUUCAGCUCCAGUAAAGGUGCUGAUAGAACCAGUUAUAAGGUGAUUAAACCUUAAAUAUCUG